UACAAAAAAAAAAAAACUGUUCCGCCCAGGUCUGAGUGGAGAGACCAUGCAGUGAAACAACCAGGAACGGGACGCGCUGUACAAAACAAGCAGCUGUUUUAUAAUUCAAGGUUUACAUAUGAUGCUAGUGUAACUGAAACGGAGAUAUUUUUAUAUAAAGCAGACGGCCGUGUGUAGGUUAGGAUGGACAAUCCGGAGGACUCGGCGUUUCGGAUUAGUUCCACGGUGCGGGCUCUGAGCUCCGCGCUGCGAGGAGAGUCGCGCAGCGCGGCCGGCUCGGAGGCUCCGGAGGUCGGCGUGGGCAGCUCCAGUGUCCGGGGUGGGUGCCCGUGGUUCAAGGAAAGCAGCGCUAAAAACCUCCGGAGCAGAGACUUUAUCGCGCCUUCCGCGGUGCUCAACAAACUGUUCCCGGACGGGCAGGUCCCAGAGGAGGCGGUACAGGAAGUGAUGUCAGUGCAAGGUGGGGGGGUGCUUCCUGUGCAGAGUUGUGUGGAGGGACGGGCUGGGUUGCAGGUUCUGGUGGACCGCCCUGCAGUGUUCCAGAAGGUUCUGGACGGGUUCCCAUGUUACCUGAGGCCCGGCUGGCCACAAGCCGGGGAGGGGAGGGGGGUGCUGCUGAACUGCACCGCCCUGCAGGGGGCGCCAGUGAGGCCAGAGGAGCUCACACUGAGUCAUCUGAGAGCCCUGCUCAUCACAGACCACCUCGGAGAACUGCUGCGGGGGCAGGUGUACUGUGUGUCUCUGAGCCCGGCGCUGGAGGAGCACAGUGACAUCAUCACCUUCCUCAACCAGCUGGGAGUGGAUUGGCCGACGGUGCCGGCUGGCUGGUCCAAUAGGGAGCGAGAGGCGGAGCUUUGGGAGGCUCUGAGAAGUUCAGUGUACACAGAGAGAGGAGAGGGGGAGACAGGGAUGGAGAGAAGAGAGAAGAGGCAGACAGGGAGAGGAACAAGGGAAGGGGAGGAAGAGGCACAGGCUGUCAAAGAGACAGGGGGGGAGGGUGCUGAGGAGACAGGGAGAGGGAGAGAAGUUAGCAGAGAGGCAGGGGGAGAUGCAGAGAGGCAUGCCAGGGGGGAGGGUGCUGAGGAGACAGGGAGAGGGAGGAAAGUUAGCAGAGAGGCAGGGGGAGAUGCAGAGAGGCAUGCCAGGGGGGAGGGUGCUGAGGAGGCAGGGGGAGAUGCAGAGAGGGAGACUAGGGGGGAGGGUGCUGAGGAGGCAGGGGGAGAUGCAGAGAGGGAGACUAGGGGGGAGGGUGCUGAGGAGGCAGGGGGAGAUGCAGAGAGGGAGACUAGGGGGGAGGGUGCUGAGGAGGCAGGGGGAGAUGCAGAGAGGGAGACUAGGGGGGAGGGUGCUGAGGAGGCAGGGGGAGAUGCAGAGAGGGAGACCAGUGGGGAGGGUGCUGAGGAGACAGGGAGAGGGAGGGAAGUUAGCAGAGAGGCAGGGGGAGAUGCAGAGAGGCAUGCCAGGGGGGAGGGUGCUGAGGAGGCAGGGGGAGAUGCAGAGAGGCAUGCCAGGGGGGAGGGUGCUGAGGUGGCAGGGGGAGAUGCAGAGAGGCAGGCCAGGGGGGAGGGUGCUGAGGAGGCAGGGGGAGAUGCAGAGAGGCAGGCCAGGGGGGAGGGUGCUGAGGAGGCAGGGGGAGAUGCAGAGAGGCAGGCCAGGGGGGAGGGUGCUGAGGUGGCAGGGGGAGAUGCAGAGAGGCAGGCCAGGGGAGAGGCGCGGAAGCAGUCUGGCAGAGCGGCCCGGGUUCGAGUGAAUCUUGGUAGGCUGGUGAAGGAGAGAGGGCUGCUGGGCUUCGACCCAAACCUGGGGUCCUGCCUGGUACAGGAGCGUUGUGUUGCUCACCUGGCUGAGCUGCAGGGGGCGCUGUCUCGCUGUGAGGCCGGCCUUUGCACUGCACUGCAUGUGGUUUGCUGUGAGGACGAGUUUCAGCUGCAGCAGACUGACCUUCUGUGGAGGAUCACAGGGCUGGGAGGCAAGACUGUUGUUCAGAGGCACCUGGUGGUUGGCCCGGUGACGGUCACGGGUUUGGAGUCCAGGACCAGCGCCUCCCAGUACCUCCAGCUGCGUGGAGCUCAGAUGAGAGACGCCUCCGUCAUGAAGUACGGACCCCAGGUGAACGGAGAGUCCUGGAAUUACAUGAUCAAGGUCAUGACCCUGGCCGCUGUGCGCUUUGAGCUGCUGACCACCGCACACCGCUGUCCGGUGACCCUUGACCUCAGGAAGGAGUCCAGUUUCUGCACAAAAGGCUCUCACAGCGGCGUGUUCGUGAUGUAUAACUGCGCCAGGCUCUCCACGCUGUUCCAGAGCUACCAGGACUCCGUGCAGCAAGGGCUCUACCCCGAGUUUCCAGAGGCUGCCCAGCUCGAGGUUGCUGCUCUCAGGGAAGAGGGGGAGUGGCAGCUGCUCUUCAAUUACAUCAUCCCCUUCGGAGAGCUCCUUGACCAAUCAGGACAGACCCUGCGCUCGUCCACAGGGGUGCGCAUCACGCUGGGCACGGAGGCGGUGUGUAAGUUCCUGGUGUCUCUCAGCAUGGACUUCAGCUCCUAUUACAACAGAGUGCACAUCCUGGGGGAGCCCCUGCCUCAUCUGUUCAGCCAGAUGUUCGCUCGGCUGCAGCUGAUGAGGGGUGUGAGGGAGCUGCUCCACUGCGCUCUAGGAACCCUGCACAUCCCCCCCCUGCACCAGAUCUAGAGACACCCCCUCACCCAGACCUGCACACCCCCCUGCACCAGAUCUAGAGACAUCCCCUCACCCAGACCUACACACCCCCCUGCACCAGAUCUAGAGACAUCCCCUCACCCAGACCUGCACACCCCCCUGCACCAGAUCUAGAGACAUCCCCUCACCCAGACCUGCACACCGCCCUGCACCAGAUCUAGAGACACCCCCUCACCCAGACCUGCACCAGAUCUAGAGGCAACAUCCUCACCCAGACCUGCACAUCCCCCUGCACCAGAUCCAGAGACACCCCCUCAACCAGGAGACCUGCUAGACACCUACUGAACCACAACCUGAGACUUGCUGUCCCAUGGACCUGCCUGAGACGUGCUGUCCCGUGGACCAGCCUGAGACGUGCCUCUCCCUCUGUCUCUCAGGAUUACGAGUGGAGCCUGCGCUUGUUGAGUCUGGAUGAUAUGGAGCAGCUGACGACCUGCAUGCUUCACCCUGAGGCUGUGGAGUGCAUGGAGCUGUCACUGAGGAAUACUGCUGCUGCCCGCUGCGCUCUCCCCCUCUCCCCCCUCUCCCCCCUCUCCCCCCUCUCCCCUGUCUUUGUGUAAGAAUAGAAGUACGCUACCAGCAUUUAAACAAGAAAACCUCUGGACAUUCCUGUAUUACCAGCAGCACACCCACCGAGCAAGGCAUUGAGCAGCCCCAGGUCCUGACCACCAGGGGUGCUGUUUCACAAUACCACUAAAUAUUUAUUGACUGUUCUUUAAAUGGAGCAUUGUAUAUGUUUGGAAAGACAAACCACACCAUACACCCUUUCUGAACAAAUACCGACAGCUCUGUGAAGCAGUGAGCAUGUUGUCUAUUGCUUUAAAUAUGAAUGUUUAAUAAAACAAGGACAGUAAUAAUAACAAUGACCAGCCCUAAAAGGGGAUGUACCACGUGGGCAAAGAACGUGGGGAGGCAGAAUAAAAGCAGAGGGCUAGAGCUCCCUGAAAUCCCAGAA
Messenger RNA from Polyodon spathula (Mississippi paddlefish), 3670 nucleotides. Its product is annotated as DALR anticodon-binding domain-containing protein 3-like. Gene Ontology annotation, molecular function: ATP binding; tRNA binding; arginine-tRNA ligase activity. Lineage: Eukaryota; Metazoa; Chordata; Actinopteri; Acipenseriformes; Polyodontidae. The coding region runs from base 184 to 2688 and encodes 834 amino acids. The record is from RefSeq and is a predicted model, not a curated record. Gene Ontology annotation, biological process: tRNA C3-cytosine methylation; arginyl-tRNA aminoacylation. The transcript is spliced from 13 exons.